GAAUGCAGUUGUACUACUGUGUGUUGGUCGAAUUUUUCACAUUUUAUUUAAUUUUUAAUACAAAAUCGAUGUUUACGACCUAUAUUUUGCCUUUAAAACCGUUUACCCAAUAAAUCAAUGAGUAGUUUCAAAACCCACCGGCCGAACGAAGAUGACAUGCUUACGCCUCCGUCAUCAGACGAGAAAAUGGACACCGGAUCUGAGUCCUUCAAGUCCCAAGACACCUCCAACUCCCUCUCGGACGAGGACCGAGACCACGAGAGCGUGCUCCGACUCCAGAACCCAGAAUCUGAAGUCUUGAGAUUCACAGAACCUGAGACCAACCACAAUCUCAAGACUCCACUUUCCAAAUUCAAGCAGGAUCUCAAUGAUAGUCUUAUUUCAAAAAUGUCCACACUAAAUAUAAAUUCUCCCAAAUUGGAAAACAGGCCACAAAAUCUUGGCAUCAGUCCACCAAGGUUCAGUUCUACACUGACCUUAACAACUAACCAUCCCUUAAUGACAUUGGGAAGUCCCGACGACAAUCCUGAUGUUAUACCUAAAAAGCACAAACUGGACGAAGAAAAAGACCUAAGUCUUUCCAGCAUAGAAGACGACAGACACAACGAAAGUAAUGGUUACAUGUUCAGUCCAGUGCGGAAUAAUUCGAAGAACAAUUUAUACUUUUCUGAGAACUUCGUGACAGCUGACAGCCAGGUUUUAGGCGAUAGUAGGAUAGACCAGCCUGACGUGACGAGGGUUACAGAAAAGAAGGUGGAGAGAAAGAAGAUAAUGCCAAGAUUGAGCGACAAAGAAGAAACCCCUCCGAGGAAUGAGAGAAUCGUAGAUGGGAGAGACGAUAGUGCCAUAUCGAAGUUUCUGGAUAGAAAUAAGCUGGUGAGCCAGAGCACGCCCAAAGCUAGCUUUGGGAUAGAUAUUCCUGAAUCGGACGAGUUUCAUUCUGGGGUGGCAGAUUGGUGCGAGUCCCCGUCACAGCUCCGCAGGAUGCCCAAUUUUGAGCUGCCCAUUGAGAUGUCAAGCACCAUCGGCUUACACAACGACUCCCCAGAACCAGUGUCCACUUCAACGCAAGAAGACCGCUCGGCAUACCAAGCGCUGUUGGAUCCCUACACCGGCUGCGUCGCGCUCCGACACACGGCGGCGCGGAGCCCACACAGCGCGCUACGAAGGCGGGUGCAGAUUCAUUUGUUACUAUGGCACCAAAGCUGUAGCCGACACACGGCGGCGCGGAGCCCACACAGCGCGCUACGAAGACGCGUGCAGAUUCCAGUGGAAGACGACCGCUGCAGCCUGGACAGCGUCAGCGCCUGUUCCAUGGAGUCAGAGGAUGAACCGCCCCCGCUGGGGCCCCACGUGCCGCCGGGGCCCCAGGAACCGGAGGCGCCGCUUAGCGAUGACGAAGACACUGCAAGAUCCAAAUCAACCAACACAGGCAGCUCCUGCAGCGACCCGAUACCAGAAUACUCGGCCGCUGAAGAGAUGAACAACGAGCGAUCUUGGCUCAGUGUGCCCCGGGGAGACUCCCAUGUCACUUGUGAUAUGAAGGUGAUCGAGCCGUACAAGCGGGUAGUCUCGCACGGCGGCUACGACGCGGCGGGCGCGGCCGUGAUCGUGUUCAGCGCGUGCCACCUGCCCGACGGAGCGCGGCCGGACUACAGAUACGUGAUGGACAAUUUGUUCCUCUACGUAAUCUGGACGCUGGAGCGACUCGUGACAGACGACUACGUGCUAGUGUAUCUCCAUGGCAGCGCAGGCGCGAGACGAAUGCCUACCUUCCACUGGCUCCACGAGUGUUAUAAACUCAUAGACCGGCGGUAA
Molecule: messenger RNA, 1818 nt
Organism: Ostrinia nubilalis (European corn borer)
Lineage: Eukaryota; Metazoa; Arthropoda; Insecta; Lepidoptera; Crambidae
Exons: 9
Coding region: 118-1818 (566 amino acids)
Source: RefSeq, a predicted model, not a curated record